CUCGUGGAAGCAGGUGAGAACUAUGAGGCGGCCCUCCUGUGGGGAUCUGUGUUGGAGGUCGACUGCGCUCGCUGCCUUCGAGGCAGGGGUGGGUUUCGCUUCCCGUUUGUGGGUACCUAUGCUCGGCGCUCCAUUGUUGUCUCGGCCGAUAUGCCUCCGGCUCAAGCCUGGGAGAGCUACCACAGGAGCGGCGAAGACCGCCUCAACGUGGCAGAUGUAUUCAGCCUGGGCUCAGGUCUUUGGCCAACGGACUUGCUGCCGGACCACGUCAACCGCCUGCUUCGUCAUGUGGAGAGCCAGGAGCAUCCAAGGGGAGCGACCCCUUCACAGCUUUGGCAGCUGUGGCGAGCCUGGCAGUGUGGCGAGCUACUCUGGCGGGAGCCGGCCUACUUUCCGGUUCCCUCUUGGGCGGAGGGUCGGCGUGAUGAGCGGGCGCGGGCUCACCGAGCGUUUUGGCUUUUGCUCGGGGCCUUGGAGGCAGGGUUGGCCAUCCUCCCCGCGAUGGAGGGCCGCGCCGGUGCGGUGGACGACAACGAUUUCGCAUAUGCAUUCUCGUCCUGGGAAGAAGCGGCGGAGAAUGCUGGACAUGCGGUGGCCGAUGCCUGGUCGGAGUUGUCCCAGGACCUGGAAGAUGAUGCCCUCAUGAGUCUCGUGGAUAGAGCGGUUGCAGCUGGCGCCGCGGCCCCUCAGCGGCAGAGGAGGCCGGAUGUCUCAGGGCCAGUGGCUGCCGAGUUGGCGGACUACCUGGUUGCUGCGGGUGCGCGGCGUCCGGUUGAUCUUCGGGGCGAUCGCCGUCAGGAGUGGGUUUCCUUCCUGCGGGUCUUGGCGGCGAACAAGGUCGCGGCGGCCGAGGAGGCGACCAUCAACAAGACCCUGAAGACGCCGCGGGAGCUCUCUCAGUGGCAGCAGCUGCGAGGCCGCUCGGAUGGGCUCGGCGACAUCGACUCCAUUGACCUCUUCGCCUUCCUCCAGGAGGGUACCCAGGCCGCGGUGGCUGAGCCCGGCAUGAUCGAGGAGCUCGAGCACAGGGUUGCCAGGAUGUAUGAGCAGAGCGAUCCUCGUUGCUCGUGCCUCCUGGCCGAUUGGCUGAUCAUGGCCGGCUGUGUGCGCCACAAGCACCUCGAGAGGUCGUUCCCCGUAUGCGUCACGCAGUCAACUGCCCACAUGUGGUGUGGCCGUGGCAAACAGGCUCAUUCACGAGCUGGCUUCCGUUGGUCAGUGCCAGCGCAUUUCACGGAAGGCUUUGCGUGGGCGGAGGCCUGGGUGGAGUUUUAUGGCUCCUUGCCGGCGGCGGCGCGGAAGCGCUGUGGCUUGUGCUUUGACCCGGCCGGCCGGCCAUGGCAGUUGCGCCAAGUCACCAUGCUGACGCAGGAGGUCUUCAGCGGGAUGGAGCCGCCAGUCACUACCUACUCGUGGCGGCGUGUGGCACCGUCCGUGGGUACGCUUCUCCAGUUGGAUGAGCUGAGCAUGCUUGCUCUGGGUGAUUGGCAGGACAAGGGCCGCAUACGAGAGACCGGCGCGGCGAUGCCUUUGCACUAUAGUGGCACUCGUUACGCUGCCAGCGUGCGGGUGAAGCACCUUGUGCUCUCGGCCACGGCUCGGUGUCUUUCCUUUGACACCUGGUCGGAGGUGCCGCCAGGCCGCCUCAAUGCCGCUGACCCAGGCCUGCGUGAAGAGGUCGGUGAGAAGGUGCGCGCGGGUACACCCGGCCCCGAAGCCAAGCUUGCCCCCUCCGACUCCGUGAACGGGCGAGUGUGCUCUGCUUUCUUGCGCAAUGGGAUGCAUCCAGCCCGCGAGUGCCAUGACCGUCGCUUGGUCAAGCCGGGUGAUGUGCCGUCGGCCAUUACAGUGGCGCAGGAGGCUGCGACGGGAGCGACCCGCCCACCUCUUCCUCGUGUUCGGCCUCCCUUGCCUGUGGUGUCCACUGAGGAGACUGACAUCGUGGAGGUCGAAGUCGAAGUGGAGGAGACAGCGGCCACACGCCCGAAGGCGAAGCCUAAGCAGAAGGCUAUGCCCAAGAAGCGCCGGGCUGAGCCCAAGGAGGAGCCUCGCCCACGGGUUCAGCUUAAACCUCGUGCUCCUCCGCCAGAGUCUUCUUCGCCAGCAACAGGGCCGCCGGCGAUGCCUGGCGCGACAUGGGCUAACCGCCCGAGGAGGGCCGAGCCAGCCUCUUCAUCAUCCGGGCCGGCACCUUUCCUGGUGGCAUCCUGGGUGGACAGGCCAAGGUCCUCCGGUUCCAGAGAAGGGGCCGCUGCAGGUGCCGAUCGUGGCCGCGGUAAGAAGAGGCCGCAUGAAGACUCAGAGUCGCGCUAUGAUCGGCUCGCGCGGGAAGGCCAUCGUGUGGACCGCCGGGCGUUGGAGUUUCUGGCCGGGGGCAAGUUGUACCUUGGUGGCCUGCCCACUCGUGCGAAUCAGGCCAACUUCCCCGACAUUGCGCUCCAAGUCACGGCCAUGGCGAAGUCCCCAGCAGACCGCGGAGGAAUUGUCCUCCCGGGUGCUCUGCAUCGACAGUGGCAGAUUACUUCGGGCGAUCGUCGUGAUUCCGACUUCCAGUCCCUGUUGCCAUUGGUCCGGGCGACAUUGCACGAGGGCCAGAAUGUGCUUACGCACUGCAUGGCUGGGCGGCACCGUGGCGCUGCAGCCAAGACGGUCCUCCGUUCCAUCCUGAGUGGCGAUAGCCUCGACAUCUCUGAGAGUUACAUCCAGGAGCGGCGCGAGAUUGAACUCAGUCAGAUUCGCCGCCAGAACAGGGACCUGAGUGACUGGAUGUUGCGGACAGUCCGCCUGACGAAGUUGGGUGCACCACCUCCGCUUCCAGUGGCCUAUGUGGCGACGAACAUGACCUCGGACAAGUACGAGGCUUUCGCGUGGCUCAAAGAGAGCUGCGUUCAAUGCUUCAGUUUGGCAGGUACAUAUUCGAGCGAGCUGGGAGUGACCCAGUCGGCGGGGAGCCGAGGCCUGAGUGACAGGCUUCGCCGGGCCUGGUCGGCGGUCCGUUUGUAUUUCUCAACUUCCGAGCAAGACCGAUCUAAGGUGGCUUUGACCGACCUGGACACUAUGUUGGAGGUUCGGUCUCUACACUUCCAACUGACCACUGUCCAGCGUAAACGGAAGCUCGGUGAGAACCUGUAUACUGAGGAGGUCGAAACAGAGGAGGCCGUGUCCCGCGAUGUGGAUACCUACUUGGACAAGCUCUAUACGUUGCUCCUGGCUUACAGUAUGGCGGGAGUGCACCCGCUUCCAGGGGUUGAUAUGAGCAAAGAAGCCUGUCUGAGUGCCUCAUCUGUGGAGUUCGUCGGCGUUCCGUUGGACGUUGCUUCCUCCUACUUCUUUCGGGCCAAGAAAUGCGUCACAAGCCUCCCACCGUCUCGGCGGCUUCAAUGGCUCCAGACUAAGGAUAUCGAGGAGCGGAGCGAGUGGGUCACAAGGUUCCGUGAGAGUACGCUGCCGCUCGGGCUGAUCAUGAAGCAGGUCAUGGAGUCCCGCGAUGCCCAUUGCGUUGUGCACGCAGCUGCUUUCCCGGUUGGCCAGGGAGAGACCCAGGCCACCGCCGGGACGGCGGCACCGCCCGGUGCACAGGCGCCCCAGGUCUCGCAUUUCAAGGAGGGCCCGAGCGUCAAUGGGAAGCGCGUGGCGGCGGUCCUCAAGGAUGGCACUCGCCUUUGCCAGGAUUUCCAGACCGGCAAGUGCAACAAUCCGAGGUGCGGCAAGGGCGCUCACAAGUGUGGCGUCGUGGUGCGGGCACAGCGCGCCUGUGGCUCGCCGGGGCAUGGUGCCCAUCAGUGCCGCGAAAAGACCAAGUGA
Molecule: messenger RNA, 3804 nt
Organism: Symbiodinium sp. CCMP2456
Lineage: Eukaryota; Dinophyceae; Suessiales; Symbiodiniaceae
Source: the annotation of a GenBank genome assembly